This is a messenger RNA of Sporothrix brasiliensis 5110, 537 nucleotides long. RefSeq lists its product as uncharacterized. NCBI's taxonomy places the organism in Eukaryota, Fungi, Ascomycota, Sordariomycetes, Ophiostomatales, Ophiostomataceae. The coding region runs from base 1 to 537 and encodes 178 amino acids. The record is from RefSeq and is a predicted model, not a curated record. The transcript is spliced from 2 exons.
AUGUCAAUGGACGUCUUCCGUGUCGGCCGUGGUGGCGCCGGCAACUGGUACAGCAAGAAGGACCAAGAAGAGGCCGAAAAGCGGGAUGUCGAAGCUCAGGCGAAUACAGCCGGGACCGAAGCUGCUACGUCCCAACCGCCGGUUGCUCCCCGGCCGCAGCAGACGCCAUACACGCGAGGCGGACGGGGUGGUGCUGGCAACUUUUACGACUCGGCGGCCGUUGCUGCGGCCGAGCGGGACGAGGCUGUCGAGGCUGCACGUGUACAGGCGACAACGACCAAAAGUACGGUCCCCGCAUCGGCCGAUUCACCCGCUCUCGUAACACCGUCGUCAGCCCGCCCACGGCCUGGUCUGUCCGGGCGUGGUGGAGCAGGCAACUGGGCGGCGUCGGCCGCGGCCGCUGCUGACCUUGAGGAGGAGCAGAAACGCAAAGAGGCUGCUAUUGCGGCCCAGAUCCAACAAGAUGUUGAGGCUGGUCUGGCCAUGCCGCCCAAGGCGUACCACCAGACACCGGUGACACGCGACCGGGAGAAGUAA